Hordeum vulgare subsp. vulgare (domesticated barley) is the source of this 2386-nucleotide messenger RNA. RefSeq lists its product as uncharacterized. The transcript is spliced from 17 exons. Gene Ontology annotation, cellular component: cytoplasm; microtubule; membrane. Lineage: Eukaryota; Viridiplantae; Streptophyta; Magnoliopsida; Poales; Poaceae. The record is from RefSeq and is a predicted model, not a curated record. Gene Ontology annotation, molecular function: GTPase activity; microtubule binding; GTP binding. The coding region runs from base 537 to 2222 and encodes 561 amino acids.
CAUCCACUGUGCUGCGCCCUCGCCUUCGUCGCCACCUCCAGCACAGAGCUACCAGGAGGCUGACAAAACCCCCAAACUCCGCUGCGCAGCGCAGCGCCGGGUUUCUCCUCCCUUUCUACGUCGUCGCCGCCGGGAAGCUUCGGACCCGCGACUCCGCGGGCGACAUCUCCAGCCCGCCAUGGCCCCCUCCUCCGGCGACAACGACGGCGCCUGUGAGAAGGCUCUCACGAAGGCGGCCUCCGACGGCGACCUCUGUCGCCUCGAAUGUGACCUGUUGGUGAUGCUUUCAUCGAACAUGGGUGUAGUUACUCUGCUGCAUAUCGGGGUAAACUUUGGCCGUCUGGGGUACGCCGAACAGCAUACGCCAAAGCAUCGGUUCGCUGAUUUCGAUGAGGUUUCUCUCUGCCCACGCGCAUGCAGUUUCAGUCAAAGCGGGGGCGAAAAGCGUGUUUCGAGAUGCAGUGUCAGUCAUAUGCAGUUAGGGGUUAUUCUCAGCUCUUGCGUGUAAGGAAAUUGAAGAUGGAACUGAUAGAUUGAUGAGGAGGUCAAAACAAAUAUCUCCAGCCCCUACUCAUCUCAGUAUAUACUCACCACAAGCUGUCAACUUAACAUUGAUUGGUCUGCCGGGUCGAACUAAGGUUGCUAUAGAGUGGCAGCUUGAAAACAUUGCCCAGGAUAAGGAAAAUGUGGUGCGCUUGUAUGUCGAGAAGACAAACUGCAUUAUACUUGCUACAUCUCCUGCUAAUCAAGAUAUAGCAACAUCGGAUGCCAUUAAGCUUGCUCGGGAUGCUGAUUCCACUGGUGAAAGGAGCUUUGGCAUGUUGACUAAGCUUGAUUUCAUGGACAAGGGAACAAAUGCACUUGAUGUGCAUUAUGUUCUGAAAGAGCUGGUAAGGAAAUGUAAAUGCAAGUAUUUGGUGGAGCAGAUCAAGGAAGUUAUAAAUGCUCCUGGAUAUGGAGCUGUAGCUCUAGGUUCGACUCCAUUUAUGGUGUCUGCUCAAUCUGGUGUCGGUGCUACCGUCAAGUAUUUUCAUGAUCAUGCUGGUGAUGAUAAAGGACGCACAGAUCUCCACCAUGCCGUGGCUGCAGGUAACAGAGUUCCUCCUUUCAAAUGGAGUGCUGGUCGACACAAACUUGAUGCCCAUGGAACACCAGCUUAUGUGGCUGUUGUAAAUGAGCAGGAUAAGACACUGAAGAUUCUGUUAGACCAGCCAACAAAGGCAUUUAGUAAAUGCCCAUCUCCCAAAACAAGAAGUGCGAUAAAAAAUGCUUCAAUAUUUACCUACGUGGUACUCAUGUUGAUUAUCUUUAGCUCAUUUAUAUCAAGUGUGAGUGCUGAAGUAGCAACUCCUAAGUGUCCGGCACCUACCAUCAAUGGUAUUCUCCCAAGAUACACAUGUCCUGUGAUCCAAUUGACAAGUGAUCACUGGUUGCACUCAAAGCGGGAAUCCAAAUUUUUGGUUGGUGGUGACCACGAGGAACAUGAGCAGGUACCAGAACAUUAUGAAGUUGAUGAUUCCCGCCAAGAAUUUGAUUCUCUUGGCUAUAUCUUUCUAAAAGAAUCCACAUUGUGCGAUUGGUUCUUCAGGUUGAGCAUUAUGCCACUUUGGCUAGUUGUCUGGAAACUGCGACAAAACCAACGUGUGAAAUUCUUGUUAGGUGAUAGAAGUCUGAUCCUUGUAUGGAUAGACACGUUGAUACUCAGCAUGUUUUAUCACAUUUGCUGGAUUCUAUAUGGUCAUCUGUUAUCCAAGUCUAAGUCUGGAGACGAGAAACAUGGCAAGCAUAUUUAUCAUAACAACGUAAUCUGCUGCAUACUUUUCCUGCCCAUGCUGAUACUGCUUCUUCGUCGACAUAGAACUGCUCAGGCAGCUAGAUACUUAUGUAUCCGAUUACUGGGCUUAUCAUCUCUUGGGUUGCUCUUCUACUGUUCGAGGGGUGUACAGUCAGAAGAAGAUAAUAUUUCUACAGUUGGCGCGAUUGGUUUUGGAGCAAUGAUAUUAAUGUAUAUCAUUAAAUCGUUUACCGUUGUGGAAGUGAAGUAUAUUACCAUCUUAUUGAAUAUUCCCACUUUGUUUGGUUGUUUGCGCUGUGAGCAUCAUCAUCUACAAUCUUGGUAUGGCUGGGCUUUUCUUGGAACUCUGCUCUACAAGAUUAUGGAGAUAGCAGCAUUCGUCUACAUGUUAUACCGAGAGAGGGCAGCUGGAGCUGAACUACGUUGACUCUGAGAUGAUGUGUCUGCUCUGACUCAAAGAAUGUCAGACUAGAAGGCUUGCUGAAAUGAAUUAAUGGUGUUGACCCCUUAAAACAAAGACAUUUUUGAAUGCUGUACAAAUGAAUAUACUCACCGCACGUGGUCUAUUAUAUCUCUUUUUGCUCCCUGUUA